CAACAACUUAAUGACCAAUUUAGUUGGCUCCAAAAUCUUGCUGGCAAAUAAAACUAAAACAAAAUUACUAUUGAUGUGAGUUUUUAAUACCCCUUCCAUCUAAGGCAAAAAGCCAGUGUCAGUGAAUGUGGCCAGGACUAUAAAAUUUAUCAUACAAUUACAAGUUUUGAAGAAAUUGAUCAUGAAGACUGAAAAAGCAUUUCCUUACAAAGAAAAAGGAACACACAUUAAAUAUAUUAUCAGAGUAUAUGUGAUUACAGGUAUAAGUUUAGUUCCCCAGGAUUAGUUAUUUUCAUAUCCUGCAAACAUGAUAUCUUUCUUUCCCCUUACAAUUCUUUGUUCUGUCUUGCAAUUUGUAGCCUUUGCCCUGUGAUUCAUUUUAAGCGAAUCAUAGUCUACAUGCAGAGCAUAUUAUGUAAUAUGCACGCUGUUACAGAUGGUACAUGUAGGGGUUGGUUUAAGAUGUUUCCGCCCGUUCAUGAAUUUGACAGAACUGUAAAUUUUUACUGUGUGUAAUGUUUUUGUGAAAUGUUCGUGUGAAAGUUUGGGACUUGUCAGUCAGUUAUGCAAUUUCUAAAAUAACCACCGACAAAUUACGAUGGGCAACAUGAUUUCGUAAAUAUGAAAGCGCAUUUGUUCUUUGUGAGACGUUUUUCACGUAGGGAAGAAAAAUCGACUGGCUUGUACGUUCUUCAUGCAGAAUUAAAGAAAAAGAUUGCUUCAUUUCAGUCCUCAAUAUUGAAACUGUAAACCAUUUCCUGGCUUACGACGGAUGUACAAUAUUAAUAAUAGUGUUCAUUUGCGACACGGAUUGUUUUCAGAUGGGACCGUUAAACCAUUGAACUUUAAUCCAAAACGAAGACCAAGAAGACAAGACUGGCCGGGUGAACUGGUAGAAAAUGGCAUGUUUUACUUUGCGAAAUCUGAGUUCAUACGUCGUGGGUUACUUCAGGGAGGAAGAUGUGGUGUCGUUGAAAUCCCACAAAAUUACAGCCUUGAAAUAAACACACGUUUCGAUUUAGAAGUGGCGCAACUACAUCUGGCCAGUCACUUGUUAAUAUGAGUGAGGUGUCAACAUGGCGACAGAUUUAGCAGUCGGUUGUGUGCCGCCUUACUACCGAGAAGUGUAUGAUACCUGCGCCCCGUCAACAAGUCAUGUAACGAAGGACGUUUUCACCAAACUUCUUGUAAAAUCGGAGCUUCCUUCACAAACGCUGAGCCAGAUAUGGGAUUUAGUAGUGGACCCAAAAGUGAAUGCUCUGUCUAGAACCAGCCUGUACAAAGCGCUAGCACUUGUGGCUUGGGCGCAGCAGGGGAAACAGCCUAGUGCAAAACUUUUGGAAAAUUUUUCUGGAGAAGAGCUCCCAAGGCCAGAGCUUGGUGAUUUGUCAGAACUGCGUCAAAUGACUAGAGAUCAACAGGGAGUUACCCCAACUCGCCUUGGUCUCACAUAUACUGAACUUUGUUCCCAAGAUUCAGUUGAUGUUGAUCUUGUACCUGAAAAGAAAGGUCUCUUUCUGAAGCAUGUGGAAUACCAGGUCACCAGCAAGAGAUUCGGUUCAUUGGUGCGACGGAGAUACAACGAUUUUGUUGCCUUGCAUGAAUUACUUCUCAACCGUUUCCCAUACCGUCUGAUACCUAAAUUACCUCCAAAGAAAAUGGUUGGUGCUGAUUCGCAUUUUAUUGAAGAAAGACGGAAGUCAUUACGGCGAUGGUUGACUCUUGUGGCAAGACAUCCUAUUGUCAAUAAGGAUCCUCUUGUAAAUUUCUUUCUUACGUAUGGUGGACCUGAUGUGCAAUACAAAAUACGCGAAGUUUUUCGCAGAAUGCCAGAUGAAUUUACGACAUCAGAGCUAGCAGCUACGGCCAAAGAUCUUGUUCCUCCAGAGACACACAGUGAAUUUGCAACUAGUCGGGACCAGAUCCGAAUAAUCUUGAAUGGCGUUGUGCGCCUGAAGCAAAUUGCUGAUGCCAUGGCUCUACGAUCCCAUGGGUAUGCAGCAGACAUGGCCGAACUUGGCUCACAACUUACAGCAUUGGCAGGAGAGCCUCAUGGAUCGUCGUCUUGGGCCACUGGGGGUAAUCCUGUGUGGGCAGAUAUGAAAAAGGGCUUCCAUGUCAUUUCUAAAGAGUUUGGACUACUAUCAAGCAAAGCUCUGCGGCAGGCUGUCAGGGAAGAGGAAGAAGUCUGUGAGAAGUUGAACCUACUGCUUGAUGUACUGAUAUCUCAUCGUGAGCUAUGUGACCGCCAUGAACGUGGUGUUGCGCAAGAUCAUGCAAAGGCACUGGCAAAAAUGCUUGCACUCAAGAAAAGGCAAAUGCAAGGUGUCAUUAAAGGCACUGAUGCAGAGAGUGUGGAGCAACUGGAAGCUCGUAUGAUGGAACAGGAAUCAGUAAUAGCUAAUGUGGAGUUACGCAAUGCUUUCUCUCUUCAUUGUCUACAUAUGGAGACCCAACUAGUCCAUGCACAUAUUGAAAUACUUGCCUGUGUUCUGAGCACACUUGUAUCUGUCCAGAUUCGCGGCCAUUCCGAGCUGGCUGAGGUGUGGGAACUGAUACAGCCAACUAUAGUGAAGUGUCUUCCAGAAAACAGUCAGCAUUUAAAUGGUGACAGCCCUCUUGCAAAUAAUACCAACAGUUAGUGUUCUGCAGUAAGCACUUUGAUGGAUGUUUCCUACACUGAUACUCAGUAUGCAAUUAGUGCUCUGUAGCUAUAUUAUGUAUAUUCAGAAACAUUGUUAUGUUAUACUUUGUUACUCUGAUGUGUUGCUAAGUGCAAUUCAGAGCCCAAAAUUAUGUACACUUAGUUUUUUUUGAGGGACCAGUUAAUUUUUUUUAAAGGGUAUGAAGCUUUUAGUACUUAUGUGUGUGUGGGAGGGCAGGGGACAGCGCUUAGAGAGAAGGAGAACCCAAUGUUUUCACUUUGGCACCACGGUCGCACUGUAUUUAUGGAAAGACUAUUUUUUCACCAGAUGACUGUUGAGAUACUGGAUAUAUACCUAUGGUUAUGAGAUAGCUGCACUGUCCUAAAUUAUUAUUGAGUCAUGUCUAGUCUCAGUCUUAUAUCAUUCUCAAGUAGUAUAUACAAAAUUGUUACAGGUCACAUAAAUAUUAGCAGCAACAUUUUUGUAAGAUGAAACUGAACUCUUGUUGCUUUUAGAUUUAUUAAACUUCCAGUCUGUCAAAUACAAUUUCGAAAAUGGGUUUGAUUUCCUUUUUAGCAACUUUCUCUUCCCCCACCCCCAGUUCAGGGACACUUACACCCCGAGAGUAGACAAUUUUGUUGAACUUCGAGCAGAUUGUUUUCAAAUAUUCUGUUCUUCAGUCAUUUUAAAAUUAUGGAUAGAGAUUCUUUAGCUUUCCACACCAAAAAAGUAGGCAUCAGUUGCACAUCUGUCAGCAGUACUUUCUUUUUAACAAAAGCGUUGAUUUAAUGCAGUAUACAAAUUUGAACAUUUUCAAUUAUCUGUUUUCUUCAGAAAAAUUUUCAGUUGUUCAUAGAACAGUCUGUAUUCUAUUUACUGUGGAACAUUAAAGUCUCUCAUAUCCAUCAUCAUUUUUAAUAUUCUUCUUACAAAUAAUGUACAGUAGCCAGACAUCACAUACUGGACACUGUAAGCAGAACCCUACCACAGCCUUCAAAAAGCUGCACAGCACCUUAAACACUAAAUUAACAACAAAGUUACAAACAUUGUAGCUAUAAAUCUACCAUUGUAUCUUUGUAGUCUGCAGUUUGGAGCCAGGGAUUAUAACCUCUGACUGCAAGAAGCAAGUUCUCACAAGUACCAUAUUUUCUUUCAUCUUGCACGACUCCUAAUAUUUAUGUGCCUUCUGCCGAGGGUACCUAUUUGGUAGUUUCUAGAGAGGGAAGGGGGAGUAUUUUUAAUAUCUUGGGAGAUGAAUGGUGACUUGCAAGUAACCGUAAGAGUCUUUGUUCCAACCCUCUUAAAAACUGUAUAAUACUGACUUUUAAAUCAUUUUCGUGAAAGAAAAACACCUGACUACACUAAUUUUUCCUUUCCCUGAGAGGUGGCUUGUCUUGUUCUGGUUUUCCGUGUACUAUUUAAGAAUGGCUUAAGGUCAAAAGAACUCAUUAAAAAUAAUAAAGUAUUGCAAAGAGCAGCUAUAGCAUAAACAUGAUUUUGUGAUUUGUAUUUUUGUGUAUAUUUUGGAUAGCAGUAAGUAUUCUGCUCCUGUUGUAGUCCUUUGGUAGCCAGUGCCAGACAAAACUACUGUUUAAUCAUGAUGUCUAAAAGAAAAAUAAACAAAAAUUUUAAUACCUUGCACUGACUGAAAUUGGCAGUGUAUUUUGACUGUUACUUUUGCAUUGCAAAUGUAAAAGAGGGAACACUGCUGUAUUGGACUGAAAUAUAAAAACCAGUAUAAGACUAAUUUAAGUUACUGGAAUGUUUGGAUGACACAUCCAUUGUUUUCUAACUAAGCUGGCAUUACUGCAGAACCAGUAAAUUUAGCACCACAAAGGAAAAGAGAAAGUUGAUUUGAUAAGGUAUCUGAUGCAGCUUAGCAUGGAAUGGAGUGACAGGAAGGAAGAGAUCUUGAAAUCAGAGUACAUAUACCUAAGUACUGUGUGAAAAGGGACUGACUAAUGAAGACAAAUGAUGGAAGAAAUUGUGGUAGGUGGGGGGCAUAUGUGAAAGAUGAAAACAUUGCGUUUCACAGCUGACGCACUACCUGUUAACACCCAAUUUACAGACUGUCUCAAAGCUUGCUUGGCAGCACAUAUAUUGUUCUCAUAUCCACAAAAAUUCUGCACACCUAAUAGGAGUGCACAAUGACUGAGUUACAACUUGAAGUGUGAAAAUACAUUUAAUUUGACUAAAACUGUAUGUUUCUCUUCCUCAUAGUAUUAAGCAUAAAAAAAAAUACUGCCAAAAAUGAGUAGAACCCACUGUAAGGUGUUUAUUAGAAAAUUACUGCAGUGUUUCCAAAUGUGCAGCUUGUGGGAGGCGGAGUAUAUCACCAUCAGAGCAAAAAGCGGUGGUCUGGUGUCUGAAUUGCCACAGAUUCUGUUCUAUCAUCAGUAACCAUUACUUUGUGUCUUUUUUACUUUCAUCUGUUUUCAAUUUGUAAGGGAGAAUGGAGCAUAUUUCCCAUUUAGCAUCUUUUUUUAAAUCAUUCUUUGGAUUCAUAUGAAAAGGAGCUGUUAGCUGCCAAUUCAUAUUUCUUGUUCAUAUUUGAUUUGAUGAACAUAUUCAGGAUUGAACCACAUUGUAAACUUCUGUAAAGCAUUGUAACACAGGAAAUUCCAAUGGCAAGCAAAAAAUUAUUAUUAAAUGUCGAAGAUAGAACUGACAUUGCCACAGGGCAUAAAAUUUUUUUGGAGCAUUCGGCUGGAUAUCGAUGGGUGUGGGUGAAGGUAAUAAAUAGUACAGGGUGGGUUAAAUCACAGAACGUGCUGGAAAUGGCCACUGUUGACACUGUGCUCAGUUUAUCAAACUGUGAGAUGUGUAAAAGCUCUGUCUGAAGGCUAGAGGUAGUGGCAAUUCAAAUGUUGUUCUAUAGUUUCUCCAGCAUGUGUGGAUUAUUUGCAUGCAACUGACUCCUCAAUUUGCCCACAGAUAAAAAUCACAGUGAGAGAGAUUGAGUGUUCGAGGUGACCAGGAGAUUGCACUGCCACUGCUGAUUGUCUUCUCCUCGCUGAAUACUUCAUGCAGUCAUGGCUAGGUCGUCAAGGCAGUGUGUGCUGUUGCUCUGUCAUACUGAAAAUACCCAUAUAGUUAUUCAUCUUCUGUGAGUUGAUCUACAUAUGGAUUAAACAGUUUCUGGACAUACAAGGUAGCAUUAACAGUUUGGUAAAGAAUCGUGUUACUGUGCAGACACAAGACAUUGCUGACCAAACAUUAUUCUUGAGAUUAUGCAACAGCACUUCGAAGCACUUAUGGGAAUUAUCUGUGCAUAAUGGUGCAUGUUGCGUGAUUUCACAUCACCGAGCACGGUGGCGCAGUGGUUAGCACACUGGACUCGCAUUCGGGAGGACGACGGUUCAAUCCCGUCUCCGGCCAUCCUGAUUUAGGUUUUCCGUGAUUUCCCUAAAUCGCUUCAGGCAAAUGCUGGGAUGGUUCCUUUGAAAGGGCACGGCCGAUUUCCUUCCCCCAUCCUUCCCUCACCCGAGCUUGCGCUCCGUCUCUAAUGACCUCUUUGUCGAUGGGACAUUAAACACUAAUCUCCUCCUCCACGAUUUCACAUCAUUGACAGGCUGAACCAGGCCUUAUCUGAAACAAAUGAUGCAUCCAAAUGGAGAGAAUACUCCACAGAACUCUUGAAUCAUCCAGACCCAUACGAGGUGCUACCUGCAGACACUAUGGAGGAAAGGAACAAUCAGAACAGUGUGAGAAUUAAUCGAAGACGGAGGUUGAGCUUGCGCAUAGAAAUAAAUGCACUGAUCCAAUUGAUAUGGAAGAAUGAGUCAUUGCGAGAAGAAUGAAAAUUGGCCAUAAUAUGCUUGAUAUAGAAGAAAGUAAGCAAAAUGGAAUGUGGUAAUAACAGAGGCAUCAACUUGCUGAAUGUAACCUACAAGAUAAUGUCUAUCAUUAUCUUCAGAAAAUUACAACCAUUCAUAGAGAAGAACAUGCAGGAAUACGAUGCUGGCUUUUGACCAAACCGAUUAACAAUAGAUCACAUUUUCACCCUAAGGCAAUUGUUUGAAUCACAGGUAAUAUGAUAAAAGUGUCUAUAGUUUGUUUGUCAGUUUUCAAUGUGCACAUAACAUCACCCAUAGGAACAGCCUACACAAGUCUCUGUGUGCCUUUGGAAUACCAGAGAAGCUGGUAAGAAUUGUUCAAACUUGUGUGUGGAUGGGUAAGAGGCAGCAGGGCAUUCCUGAGGGAUCAUGUAAAAAACAUUAGAGAUUGACACAGGUCUCGGACAAUGGGAUGCUCUCUCAUGUGUUCCAUUCAGUGUUGUCUUAGAUAAAGUAAUAACAGUAUGUAGGCGACAGGAACGGGCUGGAGUACAGAUGGAUGGUAAUUUCAGUUGUCUCACUUAUGCAGAUGUUAUAGUAUUGCUAAGUGAAUGAAACAUGAGUUGAAAGAAAUGUGCCAAAAAAUGGACAGCCAUGUACAAAAGGUUGGGCUAAACGUGCAUCAAGACAAAAUGGUGUUCCUGUAGUUAGGAAGAAAAUCUCUAAUUUAUAGUUUUUUAGAUAAAAAUACAGAAAAUAUUUUAAUAUUUUGAUCAUAUAGCAUAUUGCCUUUAUAGUUCCCUCCAAAAUUAUUCAGAUACCUUCAUUGCAGGAACUAAACAAUACAGUUCCUUCAGGUCCUUUUCUUGUAUGUUUUCUGAAAGCUUAUUUAUAAAUUAUAUGUAGAACUCAAAGGAUUUUUAUAGACUUAGUCUUUUUUGUAUUCUUUAACCAUGUAUUUACUCAAUCUCUCUCAUACAUUUAUGUAAUUACAUUUGUUAACAACUUGACAAAUUGGAGUUACAUGUAGAAAGUAAAUUCAGUGUGCAGUG
Schistocerca cancellata (South American locust) is the source of this 7473-nucleotide messenger RNA. Its product is annotated as sorting nexin-8-like. The record is from RefSeq and is a predicted model, not a curated record. The transcript has 12 exons. NCBI's taxonomy places the organism in Eukaryota, Metazoa, Arthropoda, Insecta, Orthoptera, Acrididae. Bases 1077 to 2642 code for a protein of 521 amino acids. Gene Ontology annotation, biological process: retrograde transport, endosome to Golgi. Gene Ontology annotation, molecular function: phosphatidylinositol binding; protein binding.